AUGUCCUCUCAUCCCACCUGUCAAUCAAUCCAUCGCUCCCUCUCACAACCUCCCCCUUUCCUUUUUCUCCUCUGUCCGGGCUCUUCCCCUGGCGCAUCACCCCGCCUGCUGGCACCAGUGCUGCCCAUAAUGCUGUCGUCCAAGCUGCUGCCGGAGAUGGAGGUGGAGGGGCGGGCAAGAGAGGAGGCGCUGAGGGGGCCACUGGCAGCGCUGCCCGUGGCGCAGCAGCUCGAGCUUCUGCAGCUGCAGCGGUGGUGGGAUGCCCAUCGCCCUGUCAAGGCCAUUCUUAGUGCUUCCUUGCUCAUCACCCGCACACUUGCUCUCAUCUCUCUGUCCCUCGCCACUCUCCUCUCUAUCACUUCAGCGAAGAUGGUGGACGUGGCGUGUGAGCGCGCGGAGAAGGUCAUUCUCGAUGCGCGCAAGGCGCACGCCAUCGGGGCACGCCAGGCGGCGGCCAGCGUGGCGGCGCUGUACGGCGCGGGCAGCUCGGACAAGGCUGCUCUCGCCCGCGUCGCCGACCAGGAGAAGCUUCUCAGAAAUGCGCUGGCCACUGGCGAGGGGUUCCGAGUGCCCACCCAGCCGGCCGCUGCUGGCCCUGCCCCUCCCGCCCUCCGCGCGUUUCCAAGCCAGGCAGCGCCAGCAGCAGCUGCCCUGCCGCCACACAUGCAGCCGCGCAAGAGGAAGCACCCGCAUGACGCCACUACCACUGCUGCACUCGCACCUGCUGCUGCCAGCGCUGCUGCCGCCACCGCCACUGCCACUGCCGCUCACACUGACGUGCCUGCCUCAUCACCCGCUGCGCCUGCCUCGGCACCCCUUCCUCUGCCGCCCACCGCAUCUGCCGCUCCCUCCCUUACCCCAUCGCACCCGCUCUCCUCCGCUACUGCUCGCCCCUCCCCGCCCACCGCCCCUCUUGCCCCCUCGCCCGCGUCGCCCUCCCCGUUCACUCCUGCUGCUGCCGCCGCUGCUGCCAGUGCAGUGGGUGGGGCGGCACCGCGGCUGCCCGGUGCAGCAGCGGGGUCGGCAUCUCUGCCUGUGCGCCCCUCCACGGCUCCGCUCACCACCCCCUUGCCCUCCCUCUCCACCGCCGCUCCCGUCGGCAUCGCACGCCCGUCUGCUGCAGCCAAUCCCAUGCUGACAGCUGGCGGUGGGGGCAGCACAGGAGGGGGAUCGGGAGCGCCGACGAUGUUGCUGGGCAUGCCGAGUGGCAUGCGCACGUUUGAGGGGCUGGGAGGGGCGCUGCUGGGCGUGCCGGGGGGCUGGCCCAGUGCCAUGCCCGGCUCCGCAGGCGGAGCCUCUGCUGGAGGAGGAGCGGUGCCGCUCGGCCGAAUGCCGCCCUCAGGCUCCAAUCUGGUUCGGCCGAACGUACCCAUGGGGGGGUCUAGCCAAGCUGCAGGUGCAGGGUUGGCAGGUGCAGGCAGUACAACAGGAGGAGGUGGUGGGAUGGGUGUGCCUGGCGCAGCAGUGGGGUCUGGUGGGGCUGCAGCAGGGGGCAUGGGGGACUUUGCUGGUGCUGGCGCCCCUUCCCACGCAGGACCAGCAGCGAUGGGCAGGGCAGAGGUGGCAGGGGGGGUUGGAGGAGGAGCGCUAUCGGCACUGGGUGCCACCAUGGGGGCAGCAGGGCCCAUAGCAGCGCCACAGAUGAGAGGAAGCUACACUGCACCGUCCCCGGGCAACCUUGGGCAGGUAGCAUCUGCACAGAUGCACCUUGCCACGAGCCCCCCCCAGUACGGCCUGCAGUCUGGCACGGGCGGGUUGUCAGCCCCGUCGCCCCCCGUGUUCCAGGCUCCGUCGCCCGCCCUGUCGUACAACGCACCCUCGCCGCAGCUCAUGCACACCUCCCACCCGCACUCGCCCAUGCUCCCCGUGCAGCACCAGCAGCAGCUGCAGCAACAACAGGCAGCCUCGCCCAUGCUUCCUGGUGGUGGGGGGGGGGCGGGGCACGGGGGAGCGCAGCUUCUGCAGCAGCCGAUGGCAUCGCUGAGUCAGCAGAGGCAGAUGCAGCGACUGCACCUGCAGAGGCAGAGGCAGCAGCAGCAGCAGCAGCAGCAGCAGCAACAACAGCAGCAACAGCAACAGCAGCAACAGCAGCAGCAGCAGCAACAGCAUUUCAACUAG
Molecule: messenger RNA, 2118 nt
Organism: Closterium sp. Naga37s-1
Lineage: Eukaryota; Viridiplantae; Streptophyta; Zygnematophyceae; Desmidiales; Closteriaceae
Source: the annotation of a GenBank genome assembly